AUGCCGGCAACACGCAAGCGCAAAGGCUCGCCCAGCCUCGACGAGAGCGAAGACCCGGCCAAGCGACGAUUUGCAGAAAGCGAGCAAGUAGCAGCAGCCGAAGCGCCAACAGCGGGAGGACCACCGGUUGCUCAGGAAGCGCAAGAGACGCCGGCAGAACAGUCAGAGGCAGAACCAGCACCCACGGAAGAAGACGCAGCACCAACACCACCCGCAAAUGACCGCGCCGCCAGAUUCGCCGCUCUCCGCGCCCGCAACGCCGCCAGCCGCAAAUCAAAUCUUGCAGAAACCAAAAACGAAGUCCACCGCUCCUCCGUCGACCCCUCACAAUUAACAUCCCUCAACCGCAAAAGGGACAUCGCACAGCUCAAACUGCUCAAAGCAGAAGUAGGAGAAAGCGGCGCCGACUUCGAACGCAAGCGAGCCUGGGACUGGACAAUCGAAGAGAGCGAGCGCUGGGACGAGAAAGUGGCCCAGAAGAAAGCGAAUCGCGACAAGAAUGCCUUUCAGGAUUACAACCAAGAAGCUGGCAAAGUCUACGAGCGUCAGUUGGGCCAAAUGCAAAAAGGCGGCUUCGACGAGAGAAUGCAGGCGUAUGAAAAAGACAAACGGGACGCGAUUGAUCGGGCGGUGCAGAGCGGUGGGCUGGAAGUCGUUGAGACUGCAGACGGGGAGUUGAUCGCCGUAGACAAAGAUGGCAGCUUCUACAGCACUGGCGAUAGCUCGACGUUCACGAAUAACAAGCCCACGAAAGAUGCGGUGGAUCGGCUAGUGGACGAUAUCAAGAAAGCGGAGGAGAUGCGACUGAAGAAGAGGAGGGAGCGGGGACGGCCUGAUGAGGACGGACAGGAUGUUACGUACAUCAAUGAGAAGAACAAGCAGUUCAACAUGAAGCUGGCGAGGUUCUAUAAUAAGUAUACGGCGGAUAUUAGGGAGAGCUUUGAGAGGGGUACUGCCAUAUGA
This is a messenger RNA of Fulvia fulva, 963 nucleotides long. Its product is annotated as Pre-mRNA-splicing factor syf2. Lineage: Eukaryota; Fungi; Ascomycota; Dothideomycetes; Mycosphaerellales; Mycosphaerellaceae. Gene Ontology annotation, cellular component: catalytic step 2 spliceosome; Prp19 complex; post-mRNA release spliceosomal complex. Bases 1 to 963 code for a protein of 320 amino acids. The record is from RefSeq and is a predicted model, not a curated record. The transcript has a single exon.